GUUUGAAGAAGACUUUUAAUUGUUUGUUGAACCAAACAAAGACCACAGAAACACAGACCCAUCUUCCUUGAAACCACACACACUUUUCCACCCCCACCCAGUUGGCUUCUUAUGACUUUUUAGCACAACACGUUUUAGAUCUAAAUUUUGUUCAGAGUCUAACCAAUCAACAACAAAUUAGUGCUUCAUCUUUCUUGUGUGUUGAAUCCUAGCUCCUCUCUUGUUGUUUUUUCAUGGAUCACGCUUACCAAGCACUCGUUGCAGCCACCGCAAGCUUCUUCGUCGUGACCCUGAUCUUCGCUGUCUUGGUGAUUCUAUGUCGAAAACCCAAGAAACCCACACCCACAACAUCCGCCCAGCGCCCUGGACGAGUUCAUAACCCUGUCAAUAACAUGACCGAGCUAUCCUCGGUCACAGCCGAUGAGAGCGCUUCCUUCGACCCUAACCUCCGAAUCUCCAUGCAGGAGCUGAGGAAGGCCACCAAAGAUUUCUCCACAGACUUGAUCAUCGGUGACGGCAGCUUCGGCCUCGUCUACAAGGCACAGCUCUCCAGCGGCGUCACCGUCGCCAUAAAAAAACUCGACCCAGAUGCUUUCCAAGGUUUUCGUGAGUUUCGAGCUGAGAUGGAGACUUUAGGUAAGCUUCGACACCCAAACAUCGUCAAAAUUCUUGGCUGGUGCGUGUCCGGCAAUGAAAGGCUUCUCAUAUACGAGUUUGUUCAGAAAGGUAGUUUGGAUCAGUGGUUACAGCAAGAACAGGAUGUGCCCACUUUAUCUUGGGGGACUCGAGUUAAGAUUGUCAAGGGUGUGGCUAAAGGACUCUCUUUUUUGCAUAAUUUGGAAAAACCCAUUGUUCAUCGAGAUAUUAAGGCCAGCAAUGUGCUUAUAGACUCUGAUUUUGAGGCCCAUAUUGCUGAUUUUGGUCUCGCAAGGAGGAUCGACACCUCGAAUUCACAUGUGUCCACUCAAUUUGCAGGCACAAUGGGGUACAUGCCCCCUGAGUACAAAGAGGGCCUCACUGCAGCUACUCUCGAGGCUGAUGUUUACAGUUUUGGGAUCUUAAUGUUUGAAAUUGCUACUGGGAAACGACCCAAUUUGCCUACCCUUUUGGAUGGGAAAGAGGUUGGAUUAGUCCAAUGGGCAAGGAAAAUGCUGGCCCAAAAUCAGCAUAUGGAAAUGGUGGAUGCUAGUUUGUCGAGGGAGGAUGGCCUAAUAGAAGCCCAUGUGAAAGAGUAUUUUGAAAUUGCAGGUAUGUGUACUAGUGAGAUACGAAAAGAAAGGCCAGCUAUGGCUAAGAUUGUUGAAUUGUUAGAUCAAAUUCCUGUCUGAACUUGCAUUGCAACAAUGUUGUUAUUGUUAAACUUCUUUGUGGGAUGAGCUCACUUCAUGACAGGAAUGUAAAUAGCUUGUUGAGUAGGAAUGUUUAGUGUUAUUCUUAAAGCAGGGCUGUUAGUGAUGGACAGUGCAUAAGCCAAGUCCUUGAAAUGUUGUAAGAAUUCAUGGCUUGUUUAAGGCCAUCACAUUAUCCUUUUCGCUUAGAGGGCGUUGUAAUUGGUCUUUUGAGAAAGGGAAUUGCUCAAAAAAAAAAUCCUUCUUUGUUACACUUGUUUGUUAUGAUCAAAGUUAGUAAUAUAUGGAAUUCUUUGUUGUAAUC
Molecule: messenger RNA, 1653 nt
Organism: Quercus robur (English oak)
Lineage: Eukaryota; Viridiplantae; Streptophyta; Magnoliopsida; Fagales; Fagaceae
Product: putative serine/threonine-protein kinase
Exons: 1
Coding region: 234-1328 (364 amino acids)
Biological process (GO): protein phosphorylation
Molecular function (GO): ATP binding; protein kinase activity
Source: RefSeq, a predicted model, not a curated record